AUGGCCGAGGUAUCGGCAGCACCACAGCCGAAGCGCCGGCUAAGGAGGAUCCCCGACGUAUCGCGGAAGCGAUCCGCGUAUAGCUGCGACUUUUGUCGUAAGGACCACAACCUGGAAUGCUCAUAUACAAUUCCGCGAAAGACUAGGUUCUACGGCAGCGUGGACAGUCUGAGUGAUCGAUUCAAAUGUUUAGAGGCCAUCGUACGUGGGGCAUUUCCCAAUGACGGCAUCUCCACCGUUCCGGACCUCAUCCGGCUAGGAGAGAGCAGGGGUUAUGCCAUGCCGGACCUAUCGCAGACGUCAGGGGAAUCACCUAGGAUAGAGGAGCUGGUGAGAGACUUCGCUACGAAAGCUGGAGACCAGGGCGUCACAGGGUCAAUACAGGGUGCCUCUUCCUCACCACCAAGAACAGGUGUCGUGAAUGUCCAUACCGAGAAUGAAGGAAGGCACUCUUCCACCCAAGUCCUGGAAAAAAAUUCCUGUACAGAUGAACCGGUUGGACUCAUUAGAGAUACCACUGGACGAGAACAUUUCAUCGGCCCGUCUGGAAGCCUGCAGUUUUUGGGCCAGCUCCGGAGGUUGCUUCUUGUAUCCCGCAGCGAGGAUGCCGUAGGCUCCCGGGCACCCGCUCGUUUUACGGCCACGUUCACCGAUGAAGAUGCAGCGCAAGCCCUGGAAGCAGAUGGUGACCAGAGUGAGUUCGCUGCUUUGCCUGUUGGAGGCACUGGCAACGGUGCCGAUGAGCGCCAGGAGAUUGACGAGCGCUCCCCUGCCUCCUUGGGUUCUGCUCUUGUCCGGGAUUUCUCCAAUAUACCCGUAAAUGAUAUCGACGAGAUAAGGAGGCAGCUUCCGGCUCGCGAUGUCGUCGAUUCUCUGAUCCGGGUAUAUUUCAAGCACGUCCAUCCAGACUUUCCCUUAUUCCACCGCGGUACCUUUGAGGAAGAAUAUGAGACCUUCAUGUCCAAAGGGCGGCACUAUGAUCAGCGCCCUCGAGCGGGUGUACAUUUACCUUCUCCCACCUUACCCGAGGCAGGCUGGUUAGGCUGUUUGCAUAUGAUGAUUGCCUUCGCCGCACUUACUGGCUCUGUUGAUAUCGCUACCGACUUGGAUCUUACUUCCCUCUGUCGCCAUUGUGCCAGCCUCACCCGUCAGCUCCUGCCUCACUUUAUCUCAAAGUGCACCCUCUCCAACGUUCGAGCUCUUCUGCUUUUAUCCCUCUUUCUACAUAAUCAUAAUGAGCGUAACGCGGCCUGGAACUUGGUUGGGACUGCCAUGCGCCUUUCCUUCGCCAUGGGCCUGCACCGAGCGAGCGACACUGGGUCACACUUUCGGCCAAUGGAAAGGGAGGUGCGCAAGCGCGUCUUCUGUACGCUCUACGGCUUUGAGCAAUUCCUCGCGUCCAGCCUUGGGAGACCAAGCGGAUUUUACGACUUCGAAGGUGUGGAGAUAGUCCCUCCGCGUGAGGGAGUGCUGGACAGUGGACAGGAUGAGGCCGACGAGGUCAUGAAGCUUUCGCUGAGGCUGCAAGUUAUUCUGGCUAAAGCCAGGGUGUCCCUGGCCGUCAAGACGCUGGCUGUGGCUAAGGGAAGGAGCAACAUCGACGGUCUGGCUCGGCAAGAGCAGUCUGCAAAAGAAACGCUGGGAAUCUUGAAGGCGUGGAAGGACGAUCUUGCCUCCCACCACAUGUUGAACAUCCCAUUGAUCAAAGAGACAGAGGACUCACUUUGCCAGAAUGUUGAGGAGAUGCCGCGAAUGUCAUUUCAAGAUCUCAAGGCCAUGAUGGGUUGGCAAAGUCGACCUCGACUUCGGGCUGCCCUGGUCUUGCACCUCCAAUACAGGUAUAUUGCUGUUCUCGUGACGCGGUCUUCUUUGCUACGAUAUGUUGCGUCCGCACAACAGGGUGAGCCAGAGCACAUAGCUCUGCUCAGCCAGAAUGAGGUCAGAACCGACCCGCAUAACGGCUCUGCAGGAGAACGGCUAUCAGACAUCUGCGUCACACACGCCGUGCAGCUAUGCCGACUCAUAUUGCUUGCAGACUCCUUUGACUUGGUGAAUGGAAUAUCGGCCAUGGAUGUCUUCUACGCUUACUGCGGCGUUAUGGUGCUCAUAUUGCGGUCGCUACGUAUUUCUAGCUCUGCAAACCAAUACCAUGACCAGCGCGAGGCGCACCUGCAGCUGGAAUUGCGCAAGCUGAUCACACAAACGAGAGAAGUGCUCAUGCGUGUGAACAAGUGCAGCACGAUGAAGCGGUUCGCGCGCGUUGUGGCUACCUUUGAGGAUGGAUCAAGGCAGGAUAAUGUCAGGCCUGCUGAUGGCUCUACGGAUCGGCUAACGGCUAGCGGCGCUGGGUUUGAGACGGGAAUAACUCGACAGGCAUCUCGCGGCCAUCGGGGCCGGUCCAACGGCUCUAUUCACGAAGCCCUAGACGGCAGGCGAGCGAGCAACCUAGCAAUCUAUCCAGGUGCAGGAGCAUCGCUAGACACAUCCUCCUCCCUGUCAGCGUCGCAGCAACGGCCCCUGAGUUUUCAGCACGGACAAGGCCUCGAAUUUAUGCCGAGGCUCGGUAUAUCAGAUCCUUUCUGGCAGCCAAAUUUAUUGACGUCAUUGGAUGGGGAGCCAGAGGCUAACAAUUGGAUGAUGGACUCAUUUCUGGCGAUGGACGGGACCAGCAUUGUGGACUGGGGCGAUAUCGAUUCUCUCUUGUCACGAAAUCCGGGCCAAUAG
Molecule: messenger RNA, 2724 nt
Organism: Penicillium maclennaniae
Lineage: Eukaryota; Fungi; Ascomycota; Eurotiomycetes; Eurotiales; Aspergillaceae
Product: fungal specific transcription factor domain-containing protein
Exons: 4
Coding region: 1-2724 (907 amino acids)
Biological process (GO): DNA-templated transcription
Molecular function (GO): zinc ion binding; DNA binding
Source: RefSeq, a predicted model, not a curated record